AUGCCAAGUCUACCCGCUGAGGUAGCGGUUCAUAAACUUGGAAUUCGGCAUGAUGCCAUUCCCGUUAAACAAGCUCCUCGACGCAUGCGCCUAGAAAUUGAACAACAAGUCGUUUCUGAAGUUAAGAAAUUGGCCGAAGCUGGAUUUAUUCUAGAGGAACAAUACCCCUCUUGGGUAGCUAGCAUCGUGCCAGUCCGAAAGAAAAAUGGUCAAAUUCGAAUCUGCAUCGAUUAUAGGGAUCUGAAUAAGGCAUGUCCUAAAGAUGAGUUCCCUUUACCAAUACCAGAGCUCAUGGUGGACAUUGCCUCCUCACACGCUAUAUUCUCAUUCAUGGAUGGCUCAUCGGGUUAUAGCCAAAUCAAGAUGGCCCCAGAAGAUGAGAGAAAUACAGUGUUCAGAACCCCUAUUGGAAUCUUUUGUUACAAGGUGAUGCCAUUUGGCUUAAAGAAUGCUGGGGCAACUUACCAGCGGGCCAUGACCCAUAUCUUUGACGACUUAAUCCAUAACCAAGUUGAAUGUUAUGUUGAUGAUUUGGUUGUCAAGAGCAAAGUCAAAGGGGCUCACCUGUUUGAUUUGAGAACUGUUUUCGAACGGUUGCGCCGCUACGAUUUGAAAAUGAAUCCUCUGAAAUGCGCCUUUGGCGUUGCUUCAGGGAAAUUUCUAGGAUUCGUAGUAAGGCACCGAGGAAUAGAGAUUGACCCCGCCAAAAUUGAAGCCAUCUUAGACAUGCCAUCUCCUAGGAGCCUUACCCAGUUAAGGUCUCUACAAGGUAGAUUGGCAUAUAUAAGGAGGUUUAUUUCUAACCUUUCCGGAAGGUGUCAGCCCUUUUCUGUCCUUGUGAAAAAAGAUACUAAAUUCGUAUGGGGCGAGAAGUGUCAAAACGCUUUCGAUAAUAUUAAGAAAUACCUUUCUAAUCCACCAGUUCUGGCAGCUCCAAUUCUGGGAAAGCCGUUAAUUCUCUACACUGCAGCCUUAGAUGAGUCUUUAGGCGCCCUGCUAGCUCAAGUCAACGACGAAGGGAAGGAGAAUGCUCUCUAUUAUCUUAGUCGAAGACUUCUUCCUACGGAAAUUCGAUACCCUUCAAUUGAAAAGAAUUGUCUUGCUUUAGUUUUCGCAGCCCAAAAACUGAGGCAUUAUAUGCUUUCACACUCAGUUAGUUUAAUUUCAAGAGUUAAUCCUUUGCAAUAUCUCAUGACCCGACCGACGUUGUCAGGAUGUUUAGCCAGCUGGUCUAUGAUAUUACUGCAAUUUGAGAUUACUUUCACUCCUCUUCGCGCUGUGAAAGGACAAGCCGUUGCCGACUUUCUGGCAGCGCACCCGCUGCCGGCAGACUCUGCUCUGAACGAUGAUUUACCCGACGAACAAAUCAUGAGUUUGAGGGAAUCUGAUGAGGCCAUCUUGGAGCUGUAUUUUGAUGGAGCAGCAUCCUCUCGUAGGAAUGCGACCCAGCAGUCUAUAAUUCCCGGAAAGGCCGGAGUUGGUUUAAUCUUCAUAAUGCUAGAAAAAGGAAUGAUGCAUUUUUCCUACCAUUUAUCGGAGCCCUGCACAAACAACGAGGCUGAAUACGAAGCUCUGAUAACCGGUUUGGAACUUGCAAUUUUAAUGGAAAUUAAAGAGAUUAAGAUUUUUGGAGAUUCCCAGUUGGUGAUUAACCAAGUGGCCGGAACCUAUAAAGUCUUGAAUCCUAAUCUCCUGAAAUACCACCAGUACACACUUCACCUGUUGGAACAAAUUCCCACCACUACUUUGUAUAGGGUUCCCCGUGGAAGCUAUUCUGCAGCAGAUGCCUUAGCAAAACUAGCGAAAGAAUUUUCCUGUCCUGAGGAAGAUUCCAUUCCUAUAGAGAUUAAGGCUCGCAAUACCCUUUCUCUUAUAGAUUUGGAACACAUCAGUAAGACUCCCCUUCAGAUCCUUUCUGCCUCUUCGACAACUGACGAAGAAGGCGAUUGGAGACAACCCUUAAUUGACUACCUUAAAGAAGGGAAGCUCCCUCAGGACAAAUCGCUCUCUAACCAGAUUAAGAAAUGUGCCCUUUAUUACACACUAGUCAAUAACUUGUUAUACCGACGGUCCUUCGAUCACAUGUGGCUGCGUUGCUUAGACCAACGAGAAGCUCUAAAGAUCGUUAAUGAAGUUCAUUCAGGACUAUGCGGUGCACAUCAAUUGGGUCCAAAAAUGAAAUCAAAAAUUAAAAGACUUGGAUACUACUGGCCUACAAUGAUUGACGAUUGCUUGAAUAUUGCAAAACAUUGUCAUCAAUGUCAGGUUCAUGGUGUGGUUCUGCAUCAGCCGCCUAAUGUGUUACAUCCUACGAUAGCCUCGUGGCCCUUCGAGAGUUGGGGCACAGAUAUCAUAGGACCGAUUGACCCUCCUUCCGCGAGAGGUCAUCGUUUCAUAUUAGCAGCGACUGAUUACUUUUCAAAGUGGGCGGAAGCAAUUACCCUACGCAAUGUGACAUCCCACCAUGUCUUAAAAUUCUUUCGUGACCAUAUCGUGUAUCGAUUCGACGUGCCCUGCAGAAUCAUAUCCGAUAAUGGGUCCGCAUUCAAGUCUACAAAGAUUAACAGUUUUGUAAGAUGCCAUAAUAUUGAUUGGAGAUACUCAACAAUCUAUUACCCCCGGGCAAAUGGAUUGGCCGAGGCCUUCAACAAAACCUUGGUGCAAAUCAUUAAAAAGACCCUUGAUGAUAACAAGCGACAAUGGGAUGAGCGGUUGGUGGAAGCUUUGUGGGCUUAUCGUACCACUUAUAGAACUCCGACCCAAUCUACUCCGUUCACACUAGUGUAUGGAUCUGAGGCCGUUCUACCCUUGGAAAUACAAAUCCCGUCGCUUAGGAUUGCAGUUCAGAACCAGAUUACAAACGAACAAAAUGCAAAACUGUGA
Dendrobium catenatum is the source of this 2883-nucleotide messenger RNA. RefSeq lists its product as uncharacterized. Gene Ontology annotation, biological process: DNA integration. Lineage: Eukaryota; Viridiplantae; Streptophyta; Magnoliopsida; Asparagales; Orchidaceae. The transcript has a single exon. Gene Ontology annotation, molecular function: nucleic acid binding; RNA-DNA hybrid ribonuclease activity. The coding region runs from base 1 to 2883 and encodes 960 amino acids. The record is from RefSeq and is a predicted model, not a curated record.